AUGGCAGCACACUCCGCAUCUCGAUUUUCAUCGGCGGCUAUGGCCGGAUUAUCUUCAGAUGAGAAGAAUCCGGCGAUCAGUGGCACCGAUGACAUUAUUUCUCCUAACAAUGGCCAUGAUGGGCCAGCAGCCGAGCCAGCAACUGAGAAAGACAUGAUGCCUACCGAAGACGCGCAACGAGGAGUCAAACAAGUCGAGGCAGUCGCCUUGGCCUGGACGAAGCCGCAUCUUAUCAUGGUUUUUAUCCUCAUGUGGUCGCUCUACUGCGUCAACGCAUUCCAAUCAUCAAUCUUGAGCAACCUCGUGCCAUUUGUCACCAGUGAUUUCGAAACACACUCUCUAUUGACCAUCAUAUAUAUUGUUUCCAACAGCAUGACUGCGGCGUUAUAUAUCCCACUUGCAAAGAUACUAGAUCUCUGGGGCCGUGCUGAGGGGUUCGUGAUCAUGGUUUCCUUCGCCACACUCGGCUUGAUUAUGAUGGCCGGGUGCAAUGGCCUCGCCACCUUUUGCGUUGCACAGGUCUUUUAUUCUUUGGGGUUUGGAGGCUUGAUAUAUACCAUCGAUGUCAUCACCUCUGAUGUAUCAAAGCUGAAGAAUCGAGGUCUUGCAUAUGCUUUCACCUCAUCACCGUAUAUGAUUACGGCAUUCGCUGGACCUAAAGCCGCUGAGUCUUUCUACGAGGACAUUAGCUGGCGGUGGGGUUUUGGUACUUUUGCUAUCAUCUUACCAGCUGUGGCAGCGCCCUUGUUCGUCAUUUUGAAGCUCAAUCUACGCAAGGCAGCAAACCAAGGCCUUCUGACCAGGGAGAAGAGUGACCGAACGCUAUUGCAGAGUAUUUGGCAUUACACUCUAGAAUUCGAUGCUGCCGGUGUGAUUCUCUUCUCCUCCGGUCUUACGGUAUUCUUGCUGCCAUUCACGCUUGCCGACACCGCACCUAACGGUUGGCGCUCGGGCUAUAUCAUUGCUAUGAUCGUCGUCGGAUUUGUGGUCCUUGUUCUCUUUGGAUUGCACGAGACUUUCCUCGCAAGAGCACCGUUCUUGAAUGUCAACCUCCUAUCAAAUCGAACAGUUAUCGGCGCAUGCUUGUUGAAUAUAACCUACCAGAUAUCUUAUUACUGCUGGAACACCUACUUUACCUCUUUCUUACAAGUUGUUAACGACUUGUCGUUGUCGGAGGCUGGGUACGUGAGCAGUACAUUCGACGUUGUCUCUGGGGUUCUCCUCCUAGGGGUCGGGGUGUUAAUUCGCAAGACUGGUCGCUUCAAGUGGCUUCUAUACUUUGCGGUUCCGAUUUACGUUUUUGCCCAAGGUUUGAUGAUCUACUUCCGCCGUCCGAAUCAGCAUAUCGGCUAUCUCGUCAUGUGUCAGAUAUUCAUCUCGAUUGGUGGAAGUGUAUUCAUCAUCUGCGAGCAAAUUGCAGUUCUUGCCGCCUCAGACCAUCAACACGUCGCCGCAGUACUCGCUUUGCUCUAUGUCGUUGGAACUGUGGGUGGUGCUAUAGGAAACGCUAUUUGCGGUGCCAUCUGGACAAACACGUUUCCUCGGGCUUUGGAACGGUAUCUUCCAUCAUCUGACAUGCCAGAUUUUGAUGCCAUUUACGGCGAUCUGAGCACGCAGCUCAGUUAUCCAGUGGGAAGCCCUACCCGGGUCGCGAUCCAGCAGGCAUAUGGGUAUGCGCAGGAAAGAAUGCUUAUCGCGGGGCUCGCUAUCAUGGGGCUGUCAUUCAUAUGGAUUCUGUUCAUCAAGAACAUCAAUGUCGCCAAGGUUACGCAAGUGAAAGGCACUGUGUUUUAA
Venustampulla echinocandica is the source of this 1794-nucleotide messenger RNA. Its product is annotated as MFS transporter, SIT family, siderophore-iron:H+ symporter. Gene Ontology annotation, molecular function: transmembrane transporter activity. The record is from RefSeq and is a predicted model, not a curated record. Gene Ontology annotation, biological process: transmembrane transport. Lineage: Eukaryota; Fungi; Ascomycota; Leotiomycetes; Helotiales; Pleuroascaceae. The coding region runs from base 1 to 1794 and encodes 597 amino acids. The transcript is spliced from 4 exons.